Didymosphaeria variabile is the source of this 4608-nucleotide messenger RNA. RefSeq names its product ATP-binding cassette glutathione S-conjugate transporter ycf1 (gene YCF1). The transcript has 9 exons. Gene Ontology annotation, cellular component: membrane. The record is from RefSeq and is a predicted model, not a curated record. Bases 1 to 4608 code for a protein of 1535 amino acids. Gene Ontology annotation, biological process: transmembrane transport. NCBI's taxonomy places the organism in Eukaryota, Fungi, Ascomycota, Dothideomycetes, Pleosporales, Didymosphaeriaceae. Gene Ontology annotation, molecular function: ABC-type transporter activity; ATP binding; ATP hydrolysis activity.
AUGAGCUAUCUGCAAAUCCCUCUGCAGCCCCCGUCUCCGCUCGCGAACGGCUAUCUCGAGGCAGCGAGCCACGGUCGCCAGCCCUUGUGCGGCAAUAGCGAGGGAUGGGGACCCAUAAGUCGCGAUCGAUAUGAUUUCACGCCAUGUUUCCUCGACGUGUGGAUAGCGACGGUUGCGUCGGCGGGCAUCUUGGGUGGAGCGGGUGCGACGUGGUAUCUGCUCAAGAAGUGCACCGCGCAGCCGGUGAAGAAGAACUGGCACUUUUAUGCCAAAUUAAUCACGAUAAUCGCGCUCUUCGUCACGACUGCCCUGCAAGCAGCCUUGCAGAUCGAAUACUACAAGGGCAUCUGGGCCGGCGACUUCCGUUUCUGGGCCACUAUCCUCAAUCUCGUUUCGCUCGGCGUUAUCUUUUACGUUCAGUAUACUGAGCACUGGCGGUCGCGCAAUGCGAACGGUGUGGUGCUGUUCUAUUGGCUCUUCUUGCUGAUUGCAUAUGCGGUCAAGCUCCGAUCAUUGGUCUCUCAAAACAUUCAUCGCGAACAUGUAGCUUAUUUUGCAGUGUUCGCCACCAGUGUUGGAUUGGCGGCAAUCGAAUUCUUUCUGGAGUGGGGAAUCCAGAAACGAUUAAGCGACUACGAUGCGCUUGGAGACGAUGACGAAUGCCCGUACGAGUACUCUGACGUCUUUUCGGUUCUGACAUUUGGCUGGAUGACGCCUAUGAUGAAGCGAGGGUAUAAGACGUUCCUGACCCAGGACGAUCUUUGGAACCUGCGCAAGCGAGACACAACAAGAGCGUCUGCCGAUGCGUUCGAGGAAGCCUGGGCUUACGAGCUGGAAAAGAAGCAUCCAUCCUUGUGGAUCGCAAUGUUCCGCGCAUUUUCAGGGCCCUAUUUCCGUGGUGGCGCUAUCAAGACCCUCAGUGACGCGCUCAACUUCGCCCAACCUCAACUUUUAAGGCUUCUUAUCAGCUUCGUGCAGUCGUAUCAAACCGAUAGCCCGCAGCCAGUUGCGCGAGGAGCAGCGAUCGCCAUCGCCAUGUUCGUCGUUUCGAUGUCACAGACAGCGUGUUUGCAUCAAUACUUCCAGCGCUCGUUUGAGACCGGCAUGCGCAUCAAGUCAUCACUGACCGCUGCCAUCUACUCGAAAUCCACGCGCCUGUCGAACGAAGGGAGAGCAUCGAAGACUACGGGUGACAUCGUGAACUACAUGGCAGUUGACAGCCAGCGCCUCCAGGACCUUGCACAGUACGGCCAGCAACUGUGGUCCGCACCUUUCCAGAUCGUUCUCUGCAUGCUUUCCUUGUAUCAGUUGGUUGGGUGGAGCAUGUUUGCCGGUGUCGGAGCCAUGAUCAUCAUGAUUCCAAUCAAUGGAUACAUCGCGCGACUUAUGAAGACACUGCAGAAGGAGCAGAUGAAGAACAAGGACGCACGUACAAGGCUCAUGACAGAGAUUCUCAACAACAUGAAGUCUAUCAAGCUAUAUGCUUGGACAACCGCAUUCAUCAACCGCCUGAACGUCAUCCGUAACGACCAAGAGCUCAAGACUCUAAGGAAGAUCGGAGCCACACAAGCUUUCUCAAACUUUACUUGGUCUACCACACCGUUUCUGGUAUCGUGCUCCACGUUCGGCGUGUUCGUUCUCACCCAGCACAAGCCUCUGACAACCGAGAUCGUUUUCCCAGCCCUUACCCUGUUCAACCUUCUUACAUUCCCCCUAGCGAUCCUUCCGAUGGUGAUUACUGCUAUUGUGGAGGCUAGUGUAGCCGUCGGACGUAUUACCAGCUUCCUGACCGCUGAGGAACUCCAGGAAGAUGCUGUUCUUCGGGAGAAAGCGGUCGAAGAGAAUGGCGAGGAGUCAGUUCGCGUUCGAGAGGCAAGCUUCACCUGGGAUCGCCACGAAAACCGCCUCGCUUUGCAGGACAUCAACUUUUCUGCCCACAAGGGCGAGCUCGCUUGCAUUGUCGGCCGCGUAGGCGCUGGAAAGUCCUCGCUUCUGUCAUCGAUCCUUGGCGAUCUGUGGAAGACUCGAGGCGAAGUAGUGGUGCGUGGCAAAACCGCGUACGUGCCGCAGCAAGCCUGGGUCAUGAAUGCAUCAGUCCGCGAGAACAUUGUAUUCGGCCACCGAUGGGACGCUCAAUUUUAUGAGCAGACAGUCAACGCGUGCGCUCUCCGCGACGACUUCGCCACGCUCCCUGACGGUGAUCAAACAGAGGUUGGCGAGCGCGGUAUUUCCCUUUCGGGAGGCCAGAAGGCUCGUCUGACCCUGGCCCGCGCCGUUUACGCUCGUGCAGAUAUUUAUCUGCUAGAUGAUUGCCUGUCGGCGGUUGAUCAGCAUGUCGGUCGGCACCUUAUUGACAACGUGCUCGGCCCGAAGGGUCUGCUCUCCGGGAAGACAAGGAUUUUAGCGACAAACUCUAUUCCUGUGCUCAUGGAGUCGAACCUGAUCGUGCUAUUACGCGAAGGAAAGAUCCUUGAAAAGGGAACGUAUGAUCAGCUCAUGGCUAUGAAGGGCGAAAUUGCAAACUUGAUUAGGACAUCACAGAAUGAGGACCAACAUGAAUCAGACAGUCGCGCGUCCGAGAGCGUCGUCAGCGAAGAGGAAACCGUUUACGGCGGAGGCAGCCCCAUCUCUGAUGACCAGGACCAGGACGAGGCGGAAGCCGCGCAAGAGAAUACCCAUUUGGCACCCCUCCGUACCGGCAACGGCACGGCCCGCAAGUCUAGUUUCCAAACCUUACGACGCGCGAGCACUGCCAGUUUCAGGGGACCCAGAGGCAAGCUCACGGACGAGGAAGGCGGCAAUAUGAAGAGCAAGCAAGAAAAAGAGUUCUCAGAGCAAGGAAAGGUCAAGUGGUCUGUUUACGCGGAGUACGCUAAGGUUAGCAAUCUUGUUGCCGUCGCCUUCUAUCUGGUGCUGCUUGUUGGGGCGCAGACCGCCUCUGUAGGCGGGAGCGUAUGGCUCAAGAACUGGUCUGAAAUCAACCAACGGUACGGCGGAAACCCCCAUGUGGGCAAGUACAUCGGCAUUUACUUCGCUUUUGGCGUGGGAUCUGCAGCACUCAGCGUCGUCCAAACGCUCAUUCUCUGGAUUUUCUGCUCUAUCGAGGCUAGUCGCAAGCUGCACGAGCGAAUGGCCUUUGCGAUCUUCCGCUCGCCAAUGAACUUCUUCGAGACAACGCCUGCUGGGAGGAUCCUGAACCGCUUCUCUAGCGAUGUCUAUCGAGUCGACGAAGUCUUAGCCCGGACUUUCAACAUGCUGUUUGUUAAUUCGGCAAGAGCCGGCUUCACCCUCGUUAUCGUUUCCGUUACUACUCCCGUCUUUAUAGCGCUCAUCUUCCCGCUUGGCGCGCUAUAUCUGUACAUCCAAAGAUACUAUCUCCGGACCUCCCGAGAGCUCAAGCGUCUUGACAGCAUCAGCCGCAGCCCCAUCUAUGCACACUUCCAGGAGUCACUUAGUGGUAUGAGCACCAUCCGCGCCUACCACCAGCAGAAGCGCUUCGAGCUCGAGAACGAGUGGCGCGUAGACGCCAAUCUGAGAGCGUACUUCCCGUCCAUCAGUGCAAACAGAUGGCUCGCGGUGCGCCUCGAAUUCAUUGGCUCAAUCAUCAUCUUGGCUUCUGCUGGCUUCGCAAUUAUUUCUGUUGCGAGCCAUAGCAACUUGUCUCCCGGUGCAGUAGGCCUCGCCAUGUCGUAUGCCCUGCAGAUCACGCAGAGCUUAAACUGGAUCGUGCGACAGACGGUCGAGGUAGAGACUAACAUUGUGAGCGUGGAGCGUGUCCUCGAGUAUGCGGCUCUGCCGAGCGAGGCGCCUGAAAUCAUCUCCAAGAACAGGCCACCCAUUAGCUGGCCGUCGCGCGGUGCGGUGUCCUUUAACAACUACAGUACCAGAUACCGACCAGGUCUUGAUCUCGUAUUGAAGAACAUCAACCUUGACAUCAAGCCUCAUGAAAAGGUCGGUGUCGUUGGUCGCACAGGCGCGGGCAAGAGCUCCCUCACGAUGGCGCUCUUCCGCAUCAUAGAGCCCGUGGAGGGCAAUGUCAGUAUUGACAACUUGAACACAAGUACCAUAGGCCUACUGGAUCUGCGGCGGCGUCUGGCCAUCAUCCCACAAGAUGCGGCGCUGUUUGAAGGCACCGUGCGAGAUAACCUCGAUCCAGGCCAUGUGCACGACGACACAGAGCUGUGGAGCGUUCUAGAACAUGCACGUCUCAAGGACCACGUUGCCAGCAUGCCCGGCAGAUUGGAUGCUCAGAUCAAUGAGGGUGGUUCCAAUCUGAGUGCCGGCCAACGCCAACUUGUCUCAUUGGCGCGCGCCUUACUUGCACCAAGCAACAUCCUCGUCUUGGACGAAGCCACGGCCGCUGUCGACGUCGAGACAGACGCCAUGCUGCAGGCCACUCUGCGCAGUUCCAUGUUCCGCAACCGGACUAUCGUCACGAUUGCGCACCGCAUCAACACCAUUCUGGACAGCGACCGCAUCAUUGUGCUCGACCACGGAAAGGUUGCGGAAUUCGACACCCCUGCGGCUCUCGUGAGGAGCAAGGGUCUCUUCUACGAGCUCGUCAGGGAAGCAAACCUCCUCAGCUCACUGGACGUUACGCAGGCUUGA